AUAAAACCUUGUUUAGAUGUUGUUUAUUUGGGGAGGGGACAUGUUUACCCUUUUUGACACUUUUUUGUUUACUUGUGACUGCAUCUUUGCAGUAAUCCCACAAAGUAUGCAACGAGAUUUAAAAUUUCAAACUACUAAAAGGUAUGGCAGAAAGUAAGUUUCUCUUCCAUAUUGUGUACAAUUCAGCCACUGGUAAUUUUCUUGUGUAUCCUUUCAGAUGGUUUUUAUGUACAUUGCUAAGUGUGUGCAUAUCUUCCCUUUUAAAAAACAAUUGGGAUCAAUUCGUUCUGCGUCUCGUUUUAUUCACUUUUAUGUCUACAUGGGUACGAAAACAUCUGCCUGGCUCGUUCAUCCUCAGUGUAGUGCGGUCCCCUAGCAACUGUCCCCAUUUCUCAGACAAGGGCGCCUGGGACACCGCUCGUUGACUUAGCCAGGCUCAGUGAGACCAGGAAUUCGGGUCCGGCUCCUUCCAGGCGGGAGCCGUAGGCUGGACCGAGCGGGCGGCAGGAAGUGCCAGGCGCUGACUCGCGGGCUACACCCGCGUGGCUUGUGAACGCGGGGCAGACGCGGCACAGGCAGAGUUUGCGCCUCGCAGCCUGGGCUCCUCUCUACUGCGCGAGGGCGGCGGCUGGCGGCGCGAUGGACGUGGCUGGGCUCCUACUGGACGAAGAAGUCACCUUCUCCCUCACCGGCUUCCAGGACUUCACGUUCCUCCCAGGACACCAGAAGCUGAGCGCCCGGAUCCGAAGGAGACUUUACUAUGGCUGGGAUUGGGAAGCUGACUGUAGCCUGGAGGAGCUCUCCAGCCCAGUGGCAGACAUUGCUGUGGAACUGCUCCAGAAGGCAGCCCCCAGCCCUAUUCGCCGACUCCAGAAGAAAUAUGUAGCUCAUGUGUCCCGGGAAGCAUGCAUCUCCCCCUGUGCUAUGAUGCUAGCUCUGGUGUACAUUGAGCGGCUCCGGCACCGAAACCCAGACUACCUGCAGCAUGUGUCAUCCUCAGACUUGUUUCUGAUCUCCAUGAUGGUGGCCAGUAAGUACCUCUAUGAUGAAGGGGAGGAGGAGGAAGUCUUCAAUGAUGAAUGGGGAGCUGCUGGGGGAAUGGCUGUGCCUACUCUCAAUGCCUUGGAGAGGGGCUUCCUGAGUGCCAUGGAUUGGCGUCUCUACACUGACCCUCGGGAGAUCUUUGAGGUGCUCAGCUGGCUGGAGAGCUGUGUGGCUGAGCAGCAGGGACGGCGGCGGGGCUGGUAUACCUACACAGACCUGUGUGUGCUGUUGGAACAACCAACCUGGCAGUUGGCCCUGAGCUUGCUCUGCCAGAGGCUAGUAAAGCUGUCUUGCCUGUUAGCCGUGGCAUAUGUGAGCAGUGUGGCCCUGGCUGUGGCAUCAGUGGCUGUAAUACAUCAUCAGUCCUUGGGGCUGUCCUGCAGCCCUCCACCUGGCCCCCCUGAUCUUGGAGUGACCUCCCGGUGCCUCUUGGAGCCCUGCAUACCUUCUGUACCACAGUGCCUGCCAUCUCCUGCUAAUGUCUCCAGCUGCCCAAAAGGCCACAUAGGGCUGCGUUCACUCUGGGGCAGUCUUCUGGCCUCACUGACUCCCCCUCCGUUGCCUCCCCCAGAACCCCCUGCCCCUCCCACUCUUCUUCAUAACUGCCCCCUUUGCCAGAAGCUCCAGAGAGACUCUCCAACCUGCCGUGCCUGCCAUCACCCCAAUCAUACUGUCCCCACCGGACCUCCCAGCCCCUGGUACCACACCCAUGGCAUGGCUCCACCCUGGCCCUGGAGCUCUGUGCCCCCACCCCUACCCCAGCCCCAGCAGUGUUCCCUUUUUAGUGUCAUGGAGCUGGCCCGCCUCAAGUCUUUCAUUUUCCCGGGCUAGGCAGGGCUCCGAGGAAUGCAUUAAGAGGAUUUGGGAGUCCCUGAGAACCUGGAGGAGCAAAGCUUGAUUUAGAUGCUCUCUGCCUCUCUGGGUCCUUGGAGGGUCCCCUGUCCUUCUGGGUAGGAGCUUAAGGGGUGGUGUUGCAGAGGACUGAAGGUCUUUCACUCUCCUAGACCUCAGUGGCUGGCUGUUUGGCCAGGACAGUGAUGGUGCCAGGAAAGGCUUCUGCUCAGUGACCCAGGGGUGUAUCAUGAUGGACAUAGGAGAAGCCCCUGUCUCUGUCUCUUUUGGGCUCUUCUAGACUUUUGCUUUUGAGUUCCCUAGGAUGGAAGGGUAAAGAUAGGAGUUGGGGAAAGUGAGGUGAAGGGAGGAAGGAAACAUUGACAUGGCCUGUGUGAUGUCCCUGAGGCAGGAGAGCCAGGGACUGAUGGGAUCAAGGAGGGAGCUACUGAGGGAAGGCCAAGUGAGGUGGGAAAACUUGUUUGCUCCCAUUCCUUGAAUGUACUCUAAUGGAGCAAAACUGCUGGGGCCUUCAACCUUUACCUUUUGUCUUCCAACCUUUUCUUCUUAGUGCCCUGCUCCUAGGCUUCUCUCUCUUCUGGUUCCUCUCCUCUUCCCAGGCCUCUGGCCUCUGCUUUGUAUCUGGGUUUUUCACGCUUUUGUAGAACUGAGAUUUCAAUAAACAGUUUCAGUUGCA
This is a messenger RNA of Microcebus murinus (gray mouse lemur), 2572 nucleotides long. RefSeq names its product cyclin Pas1/PHO80 domain containing 1 (gene CNPPD1). NCBI's taxonomy places the organism in Eukaryota, Metazoa, Chordata, Mammalia, Primates, Cheirogaleidae. Gene Ontology annotation, cellular component: cyclin-dependent protein kinase holoenzyme complex; nucleus. Gene Ontology annotation, molecular function: protein kinase binding; cyclin-dependent protein serine/threonine kinase regulator activity. The record is from RefSeq and is a predicted model, not a curated record. Gene Ontology annotation, biological process: regulation of cyclin-dependent protein serine/threonine kinase activity.